UCGCGCGUCGAGGAGCAGCUUGCCGACGUACGCGACAAGCUCCACGAACGCGAGCGGCACCUCGACAAGCGUGACGACGCCGUGACCUCACGUGAGGACCAGCUCGCCAAGCAAGAGAAGAUGGUCGAGAGCAACCAGCGCCGCCUGACGGAAAAGCUGGCCGAUGUCGAUGUCCGUACGAAAGAACUCGAGAACCUCCUCGACGUCCAGCGGCAAGCCCUACACAAGGCCAGCGGGCUGGGGCCCGAAGAGGCCCGCAAGAUGCUCCUCGAGCGGCUUGACGCCGAACUGUCGCACGAGCAGGGCGUCCGCGUCAUGGAGGCUGAGAAGCGUCUGGCUGAGAAGGUCGACGCCAAGGCCAAGGAAAUGCUGAUCACCUCGAUCCAGCGUUUCGCCGCCGCGCACACGGCCGAGUCGACCACCAGCACGGUCGAUAUCCCCAGCGACGAAAUGAAGGGCCGGAUCAUUGGCCGCGAAGGUCGCAACAUCCGCACCUUCGAGAAGGAGACCGGCGUUGACGUCAUCAUCGACGAUACGCCGGGCGUGGUGAUCGUCAGCUCAUUUGACCCUGUGCGGCGGCAGAUCGCGCAACUCGCGCUGACGAAGCUCAUCGCCGACGGCCGCAUCCAUCCCAGCCGCAUCGAAGAGCUGGUCGUCGAGACGACCGCCGAGGUCGAGAAGCUGCUGGUGAAGUACGGCGAAGAAGCGGCCCAAGAGGUCGAUAUCCGCGGGCUGCACCCCAAGGCGAUCCAGCUGCUGGGGCGCCUCUACUACCGCACCAGCUACAGCCAGAACGUGCUCCGGCACUCGAUCGAGGUGGCGUUCGUCGCCGGCAUGAUCGCCGAAGAGCUGGGCUACGAUGGCGACCUCGCUCGACGUGCGGGCCUGCUGCACGACAUCGGCAAAGCGGCCGACCACGACACCGAGGGCGGCCAUCCGAAGAUCGGCGCCGACCUACUGAAACGCUAUGGCGAGAACGAUGUCGUUGUGCACGCCGCCCUCGGCCAUCAUGACGAUAUCCGCGUCGAUAUGCCGUACACCCGGAUGCAGGAGCUCGAAGCGAUCGCCUCAGGCUUCGCCGGCGUCCACCAAGCUUUCGCGAUCCAAGCGGGCCGCGAGGUGCGUGUCAUCGCUAAAACGAACGAGACGACCGACGAGUCCGCCGCCAAGGUCUGCCGCGACAUCGCCAAAGCGUUCGAAGAACAGCUCACCUACCCCGGCGAAAUCCGCGUGACAAUGAUCCGCGAGACCCGCUUUACUGAGAUGGCAAAGCCGGGGCGGGAGAUCGUUCAACGGGCGCUGCCGGGGCUGAUCGCUGAGCGCGGGAUCGAUCUGGUGGUCUGCAACGCCGAGAACGCCGCGUCGGGAUCGGGGUACACGCCAAAGAUCCACGCCGAGCUGAUGGCGGCGGGCGUUGAUGCGGUGACGCUUGGCGACCAUGUCUAUCGCCGACGCGAGGUGCUGCCGCUGCUUGAAUCGGCGGACAACGUUGUGCGGCCCUGCAACCUGCCGGCCGAGGCGACCGGCCGCCGCUGGGCAACGGUCCGCACGAAGGACGGCGCACAUCAAGUUCUCGUCUGCUGCGCGUUGGGUCAGCUCUUCAUGAAACCGAUCGAUAGCCCCUUUCGAGCGGUUGACGCCGCGCUCGCCGAGGCGCCGGCGGACGUGAAGGUCCGCUUCGUUGAUUUCCACGCCGAGGCCACCAGCGAGAUGCAGUCAAUGGGCCGGUAUCUCGACGGCCGCGUGUCGGCGGUGCUGGGGACGCACACCCACGUGCCGACGGCGGACGAGUGCGUCUUUCCCGAAGGGACCGCCUUCCAGUGCGACGUCGGCAUGACCGGCCCGCACGACAGCAUCCUCGGCCGUCGCGUCGAUCGUGUGCUAGCGGCGACGCUGACCGGCGUGCCGCACUCGUUCGAUGUCGCGGAGAAGGACCUGCGCAUCAACGGCGCCCUGGUGACGAUCGACGCCGAAUCGGGCCGGGCGACCGCGAUUGAGCGCGUGAUGGUCAAUGAGGCGGAGGUAGAGCACCGCUUGUCCGGUGAGAUACACGCGAUCGUCCGCGACGCCACAAAGGUCUUCGUUGAUGCCAUAACUCGGCGCGAAGAAGCGGCUCACAAAAUCGACAUCGUUACCCUGAGCCGUAAUGGCGACACCUCUCAACUCGACCUCUGCCAGCGCACGAAAAUCUGGCUUGGCGCUACGCACGGCUUCUUCGUCGCGGAGCACCACGAGAUAAUCAUUCGCCUUGAGACAUUCCACCGGUUCGAUUCCGAGCGCCUCGGCAAGGCCCCGCGGGGCUUGGCACGGCUGCGCGGCGCCGGCAGGAAAGUCGAGGGUGAUGCCGUCGGCGCCGCGCUCGGCGAGCAAGAGGCCACUCCGCGAUUGGAAGCGGAGAGUGUCCCCGCGGAACCCCUGUCGUUCAAACAAAACAAAGGCCGUCGCCAAGGUCGCGUGCCCACAGAGGUCGACUUCGCGGAUCGGAGUAAACCACCGCAGCCGAAAGCCGUCUCCCUCGGGCGAAAAGAAGGCGGUUUCCGAGAGAUUGUUCUCUGCCGCGAUGGCUUGUAG
This is a messenger RNA of Symbiodinium sp. CCMP2456, 2571 nucleotides long. The record is from the annotation of a GenBank genome assembly. Lineage: Eukaryota; Dinophyceae; Suessiales; Symbiodiniaceae.